AUGUUUUGGGAUGCCACCGUUCGUCAAAGAAAUUGCCGUUUUGGUCAUGAGUCCAAUUUAACUCAUUUUCCUAUAUAUACGAAAAAUUUAUGCAUCCAGGAAUGCCGCCUCCGUCUUGUCUAUGAAGUUUGCAAGUGUAUACCACAUUUUUAUCCCAAUCGAGUUAACAAGCCAAAGCGUGUAUGUGAUUAUCACACUCUGAAAAGAUGUUUUCCUCCAAAUAAGGACUAUUUCUUAAAACUCUAUCGCCAGAGAGGGGAUAGUCAAGAAAUCGAUACAGCUCCAUGCUAUUGUGAUCAAAAUUGCAGAGAUUCUGUUGUGAGUGCAACACACCAGGUAGAUACAUCCGAAUAUAUACAUGGCAAUGGCGCUACUAUGACAAUGACCGAAUGGCCUAGUUUGCAAUACAGGCGUGAAGUUUAUCUCACAUUUACAGACCUAUUGGUGUAUAUUGGUGGAACAGCAGGACUCUUUAUUGGUUUCAAUGUUCUGGGUGCCAUCGAGAUUGUAUAUUUUUUCACCAUGCGUUUACUGUUUAAAUUACUUGGAUAUAAACUUUAG
Stomoxys calcitrans (stable fly) is the source of this 561-nucleotide messenger RNA. RefSeq names its product acid-sensing ion channel 5-like. Gene Ontology annotation, biological process: sodium ion transmembrane transport. NCBI's taxonomy places the organism in Eukaryota, Metazoa, Arthropoda, Insecta, Diptera, Muscidae. Gene Ontology annotation, cellular component: membrane. The record is from RefSeq and is a predicted model, not a curated record. The coding region runs from base 1 to 561 and encodes 186 amino acids. The transcript has 6 exons. Gene Ontology annotation, molecular function: ligand-gated sodium channel activity.